AUGAGGAGUUUGGGUGGAGUGUGGGUGAGGUGCAUCAUAGUAGCGAUGUUGGUCAAUGCCGUAAGCGUGAGGUGCGUAACCACAGGAGAGUUUCAUUCCAUGCUGAGCAGCGUACGGGCCAGAGGGUACAACCUCUUCUGCAACGCAAUCGUCACCUCUGAUCUACAAAUGGAGAUUCUCUCUCACCAGAACGACGACCCCAACAACAACCACACCUCACGCGCCUUCACCUUCUUCGCUCCUAUCGACUCUUCCCUCUUCGCCCUCGACAUGACUCAGACGGCGUCUUUUUACACCGACACGCUCCGUUUCCACGUCGUCCCUCGCCACCUCUCCCUGGCCCACCUUCGCCUCUUCCCCGACGGUCACACGCUUCCCACGCUCCUCCCUAAGCACCGCCUCCAACUCACCCGCCGCACUCCCUCCGCCAUCGCCGUCGGAGGCGUCAACGUUGCUUUCCCCGGCAUCUUUUACGGCCGCUACUUCGUCGUUCACGGCCUUGCCGGAAUUCUCAGUCUCCGGUCCAACAUUUCUCCUCCGCCUUCGCCGGUGGUUCCUCCCAUUCGUUCCUUAGAUGGCCGGUUCUUCUCACCAAGAAGCAGUCCUAACUCUCCGGCGAACCAACCGGUUCAUACUCCGGUUCCGAAUUUCGCUUCGUUGCUCAUUCCUCCGAUUGAGGCUCCCCCACCGGCUACUUCGCCGGUAGAUUCUCCAGAGAAGGAACCUGAUUGGACGGUUUAUCCUCCAGCGGGGUCGGCUCCGAGCUAUUCUGAUUUGGCAAUAUCACAGCCGCCGGAGGGAUACUCCGACGAUUUGGCUUCAGCUCCGGCGCCUGAAGAAUUUGAAGGAACGAGAAAGUGUCUGAAUCCAGAUGUAGGGUUGGAAGGGUCUGACAUGACGUGCUAUUCAGCAUAA
Sphenostylis stenocarpa is the source of this 915-nucleotide messenger RNA. The record is from the annotation of a GenBank genome assembly. Lineage: Eukaryota; Viridiplantae; Streptophyta; Magnoliopsida; Fabales; Fabaceae.